AUGUCGGCACACGAGCAAAUGAGGGCGAUGUUGGAUCAAUUGAUGGGAACGGCACGUAAUGGUGAAACGGAUAAACAUGGCGUCAAAUUCUAUGAUGAUACUGUUUGCAAAUCCUUUUUACUGCAAUGCUGUCCUCAUGAAAUCUUAUCAUCCACGCGCAUGGAUUUAGGUGAGUGUCCUAAAAUACAUGAUCUGGCUCUGCGCGCAGACUAUGAGCUUGCCUCCAAAACCAAAGAUUACUUCUAUGAUAUUGAUGCUACAGAACAUUUAGAAGCUUUUAUACAAGACUGCGAUCGACGUACAACAGCUGCCAAGCAGCGUUUAGCGGAAACCCAGGAGGAAUUAUCAGCAGAAGUGACAGAGAAGGCCAAUGCAGUGCAUGAACUUGCUGAACAGAUCGGUCAGAAGCUAGCCCGGGCUGAAGCCCUUGGUGAGGAAGGAAUGGUGGAAGAGAGUGUUAAACUGAUGGGAGAGAUCGAUGAAUUACGUAAAAGGAAGGCUGUGGCGGAACAAGAGUACCGCAACUCGAUGCCUGCUUCGUCGUACCAACAACAAAAGCUGCGGGUUUGUGAAGUGUGCUCCGCUUACCUCGGCAUACACGACAACGACAGGCGUUUGGCCGAUCAUUUCGGCGGUAAAUUGCAUCUUGGGUUUAUUACCAUUCGCGAGAAGCUAGCAGAACUGAAGAAAAUGGUUGAUAAACGUCGCGAAGAGCGGGGAGCGGAACGUGAACGAUCAAGUGGCCGGCGUCAUUACGUCGGUGGACGGGAGCUGGACAGACGUGCAAGGAGGCAUCGGGAAGUGCCGCGUGAUCGCAAGGACAACGAUCGCGAGCGGAAGGACACCGACCGUGACCGCAAGGAUGGUGAUCGCGAGCGCAGAGACGAACGCGAACGAGAACGGCGAGAAGAGCGUGGCCGCGACCGCGAGAGAGAGAGAGAACGCGAGAAGAAACGCAGUCGGUCCCGCAGCCGGAGCAAACGUGAGGGAUCCCGCGAGAAAUCAAGAGGUCGCGACCGGGACAGGGACGCGCGUCGUAGCCGCUCGUAUCGCUCAACGUCUCGUGAACGACGUCGCGAAUAA
Messenger RNA from Leptosia nina, 1083 nucleotides. NCBI's taxonomy places the organism in Eukaryota, Metazoa, Arthropoda, Insecta, Lepidoptera, Pieridae. The record is from the annotation of a GenBank genome assembly.